GAUCACGUAUUUUGCAGUUAUUAAUAGACGAAAUUCGUGUCGUGAAGACAGUUGCACCGAUCACAUGCCAUGUUAUGCCGAUAACGUCGUAUAUAAAAUCACAGCUGCCUGGCGAGCGCACGAAUACUGAUCUUCGGCUAACUUCCAUCUUUAUCGAGAAUGCUGGCGCUCCUCUGUCUGGCAGUAUCUGCGGCGGCGGCGAUGUCGCCUAGGCAACAGGUAAGCCUGCCCAACAACCACGACCUGCGCAUCUUCCUGGAUCAGGCGUUCCGCAACAUGGAUCUCGAUCAUGACGGAACCGUGGACCAGGCUGAAUGGGACAACGUCAUUAUGGCCGGCGAUGCGGACAGUGACGGCUGCGUGACGCUGGCGGAAUACCUGUCGCCGCACGCCGGCACGGACAGGGAAAUCUACACCGCGCUGUACCACCACUUCGACUUCGAUCACAACGGCUGCCUAAACGUGAUCGACAUGCAGCACGAGUUCCGCCUCAUGGACCAGCACGCGGACGGUCAGCUGACUAUGCACGAGUGGGACCACUACAUGAUCAAGAUCCUCACACAUCUGUUCCCGCACCACGGCUAGACAGUGACCAGCACUGACACCACAGUCUGUGUCUCAAUGAAAUGUAGACAGCUUAGCACAGUAAAAGCAUAUUGCAACAUGUAA
This is a messenger RNA of Dreissena polymorpha, 669 nucleotides long. RefSeq lists its product as uncharacterized. Gene Ontology annotation, molecular function: calcium ion binding. The record is from RefSeq and is a predicted model, not a curated record. Bases 160 to 585 code for a protein of 141 amino acids. Lineage: Eukaryota; Metazoa; Mollusca; Bivalvia; Myida; Dreissenidae. The transcript is spliced from 4 exons.